Messenger RNA from Gaeumannomyces tritici R3-111a-1, 4262 nucleotides. Its product is annotated as skeletal muscle and kidney-enriched inositol phosphatase. The transcript has 3 exons. The record is from RefSeq and is a predicted model, not a curated record. Gene Ontology annotation, biological process: phosphatidylinositol dephosphorylation. NCBI's taxonomy places the organism in Eukaryota, Fungi, Ascomycota, Sordariomycetes, Magnaporthales, Magnaporthaceae. Gene Ontology annotation, molecular function: protein binding; phosphatidylinositol-4,5-bisphosphate 5-phosphatase activity. Bases 484 to 4116 code for a protein of 1210 amino acids.
UAUUUGGUGCUUUCCAUAUUUUACGUCGUCUGGUUCUCUCGGUCGCGCCUCGCUGCACUGUAGUCCGCCGACGCCAGCGCCCAGCUCUGUUCGCUAGGGACCGAAUUUUAUGCUAUUUUAUCCUACCCAAUCUGCAUGCCAAUUGCCAAUUGUCACUCCCAGCUCCACCGUCGCCUCUGCUGGGCCUUUUCUCCACACCUCGCUCACACCUCGUACCGUCACUCACUCCCCGCCUCUCAACAUCAUACCUACCUCGACCGCUCAGCCUCCCCGACCUGCCCGACCCUCCAACUGGCCUCCCAGCGCGCCUCCGCGGCUGCUCCCCUUGAUGGACCCGCGAGCCCCCAGCUGCUUUAUGAGUGCUAGGCCGAGACGUUGCCGGUGUGAUGGGUAGACUUGCCCGUUGAUAUCCGCUCCUGUCGUGCUCCCAAGCACCCUCUGGGAAUCCCCAUCUCCGACCGCUCCUCUCACCGCAUCCCGUCCAUGGCCGACGGACGAGACGGGCCUGAUGGCUCGUCACUGAAGCCCGUCUCCUCGCUGAGAUCGCACUUCGAGAACAUGGGCAAGGGCCCGGACCAGUCCAGCGGCUCCGGAUCCCCCGUUCCUACGCGCGCUGCCUCUCCCGUGCACAAGCCCGACCGACCACGAGAGCCGCCCGCCCACGUCCACGAGGCGCCGCCACCGCCGAGGGCAAAGCCGCCCGCCCGCAUUCCCAGCGCUCCCAACCCCGAGCCCCAUCUUAACUCCCGUGCCGUGCCGCCUCCGAGGCUAAGCCCGAGCCCUGCCAACGUGGGCGCGCCCUCCCUCCACGUGCAGCCCCCGCGGUCACCGCCUAGAGGGAGGUCGCUCCGUAUAGCCACAGGAGACCUUGCCGGCGGCUUUGCGGGCAGCUUCCUAAAUCCGGAUUCGCUUGUUAAGCCAUCCACGCCCGCCACGCCGUCGCGUCCUUUCAAGAUUCCCAGCAGCACCCCACACACACCCGUCUUUGAGCCCCGGAGGUCGCCUCGGCUAGUCCCGUCACAGCCCCCGUCUCCACCGCCGCCGCGGCGGUCCGCGGAACUCAAGAGAGAGCGUGAGCGCGAUCGAGAUGUCAAGCCAGUGCCUCCGCCAAUAAACCGCGCGGACAAACCCCUGAUCCCGGCGAGAUUGUCCUACCUAGGGUCCGACACAUCCUUGAACUCCCCCGACUUCGCCCGCCGCUUUGUCGAGACCAAAUCGCCCUUUGGCAGCCCCCCUAGCAGUAACGGCAGCGUUGAUGAGGAUCCGCCUCCCACGCUCCCCGCCCGGCCAAAGCCCGCAGGGACGCCCACCGCCGAUGACAUACCUCGGAGAGGGAGCGCGAUACAGGUUGAAUUCGAUCCCCCGCCCCUGCACCCGUCUAUCGCGAGUAGGCGGAAAGAGAGGGAACAUGAUAUGGCAAACGGCGCGGCGCUGAGGGUGGUGGGGGGAGCUGGUGCAUCAAGAGGACCUCUUACGCCACAGGGCACCGGUGACCAGGGGCCGCCACUCCCGACCCGACCCGGUGCGCCUCCACAGGAGCAGAAGCAGCCGGCCCCAACGCACAAUGGCUAUUCGGUCAUGAGGCCACCGCCCAGGCCGCCGAAGUCGGGCGCCAACGACAGCCAGAUUCCCGCCGCUCAGAAAAGGGCCGUGUCCACACCUACGUCACAGCAGCACCCGCCGCCUCCGCAAAGAGCACAUGGCAGGACUACGACACUCGAUAGGUCAACGAGCCUCCGCGCGCCGCCGCCGCCGCCGCCGCCGCCCGGGCCGCCCGCCAUGCCCGCAGUGUCGGAAAACAGGGUGCCUGAGAGCCCGGCUGGCUCCGGGGCCAGGACCGAGAUCAACCUAGCUUACCCCGACUCUUCCAAUACCAACCGACGGCCGCCCUUCAUCAAGCAGGGCGUCCACGAGAUCCACACCAAAUACGACAGCCGCAUAUUCGACGUCUGCGGCGAGCUAGUGUGUACUAGCGGCCACCUGACACGGGUCUGGAGCGUCCUAGACGGCGAGCUCUUGAUGAGUCUAUCGCACGGCGAAAACGUCAAGGCCACCGCCGUCGCCUUUAGGCCGGGAGCCAACGUCGACGAGGAAGGCGCGAGGGUCUGGAUUGGGAACAAUGUGGGCGAGCUUAUGGAGGCUGACAUUGCCACUCAGAGCAUCGUGGCCAGCAAGCCAGCGGCACAUGGGCGUCACGAGAUCAUCAAGAUCUACCGGCACUUCAACGAGCUCUGGACGCUGGACGAAGCAGGCACUCUCAACGUCUGGGGGCCUGACGAGGAGACCGGAGUGCCCAACAUGGCAGGGCCCCCGCACCAGGCAUUCAGGUGCCCCAAGGGGCACACCUUCUCCAUUGUCGUCGGGGACGAGCUGUGGCACGCGACCGGAAAGGAGGUGCGCAUAUUCUUGCCCACCAUGGACGGCAGGAACCAGUUCCAGGUGCUCAUACGCGCCCUCUACCAAGAGCAGGCAGGGGAUGUGGUGUCGGGAACCCUGAUGCCCUCCGACCCGGACAAGGUCUUCCUUGGCCAUGGGGACGGCAAGGUCAGCAUCUACUCUAGAGCAGACUACUCUUGCGUAGGCCUCUUCAACAUUAGCUCCUUCAAGGUCAACACGCUGGCAGGCGUGGGCGACCACAUCUGGGCCGGCUUCAACUCGGGUCGUCUCUGCGUCUACGACAUCACGCAGUCUCCGUGGGUGGUCAAGAAGGACUGGCAGGCGCACGACAACCCCGUAGUCAAACUAAUACCAGACCGGUCGAGUUUCUGGAAGACGGAGCGGAGUCAGGUCAUCUCUCUUGGCGCCGACAGCAUGAUCCGAGCUUGGGACGGCUUGCUGCAGGAGGACUGGCUUGAGGACAAGAUGCAGUCCAAGGACGGCGAGUACUGUCAAAUGGAGCAGCUCAAGGCCAUGAUCAUGACAUGGAAUGCCGGCGCAUCGACGCCCAACAGCCUGCGCUACUCGGACAGUGACGCCACCUUCAUACAGCAACUCCUGCAGAGCAGUGACUCGCCCGACAUCCUGGUAUUCGGCUUCCAAGAGCUCGUUGACCUAGAAGACAAGACGGCAACGGCCAAGCGGUUCCUCAAGACCAAGAAGAAGAAGGAGGGGUCGGAUCAGGAGCGCAUGAGCCACCAGUACCGCGACUGGCGCGACUUCCUGGUGCGCAGCCUCGACGACUACAUGCCGGGCGAACUGUACCACCUCCUACAGACGGCGCACAUGGUCGGUCUUUUCACGUGCAUCUUCGUCAAGGCCGACAUCCGCGACCGCAUCCGCAAUCUGAGCGCGGCCGAGGUCAAGCGCGGCAUGGGCGGCCUGCACGGCAACAAGGGCGCCAUCGUGGUGCGCUUCACGCUCGACGACACGUCGCUUUGCUUCGUCAACUGUCAUCUAGCGGCCGGACAGACGCAGGCGCAGAGCCGGCACAACGACAUACAUGCCAUCCUCGAGGCUGCCAUCCUGCCCGUCGAGCGCGACCCCAACACGCGCAUUGACAACUUCAUCGGCGGCGGCGACGGCACCAUGAUCCUGGACCACGAGCUCUGCCUCAUCAACGGCGACCUCAACUACCGCAUCGACACGAUGUCGCGCGACACUGUCGUCAUGGCCGUCAAGGCCGGCAACCUCGCCAAGCUUCUGGAGCGCGACCAGCUCCUGGUGGCGCGGCGGCGCAACCCGGCCUUCCGCCUGCGCGCCUUUGAGGAGGCCGCCAUCUCGUUCGCGCCGACGUACAAGUACGACGUCGGGACCGACAACUAUGACUCGUCCGAGAAGAAACGCUCGCCCGCCUGGUGCGACCGCCUGCUGCACCGCGGCGCCCGCGGCCGCAUCACGCAGCUCGACUACCGCCGCCACGAGGUGCGUGUGUCGGACCACAGGCCCGUCAGCGGCCGCUUCCGCUUCUCGGUCAAGCACAUCGAGCCCCGCGCCCGCGCCGUCGCCUGGAUGGAGUGCCAGCAGCGCUUUGAGGACACCAAAGCCCAGGUUGCCAUGGAAGAAAAGCUCUACUACCUCAUGCAGAUCAUCGGAUACGAUGAAGUCACCAGCCACCAGCUCAUAACAGAAAGAUCGUCUCGCAGGGUCCACAGGAGCCCUAGUAGGAACAGGGGCUAGCGAGCAUCAGAUUUUACCCAAUAUCGGUUUCCCAGCGAGGCAUGUUUGAAGUAAAAGGAGAAGGAGCAUCGAAAGACCAUGACACAGCGUUCCCAUAGCAAAACACGCAUUAACGAAGCGCGCCAGGGGUGUAAAAUCGGAUGAAU